AUGGCGAUCGGCCUAGUACGGGCACAGGAGUUGAAAGGUGCCAUCCUAGCCGCACAAUGUGCGAAGGACCUCGAGGGUGUUCGAAGGCUUUUUGAAUGCGCACGCGAUGAGCUCGUAUGGUCGCCUGCCCUGUCUGAUAGGAUUGGAGACCUUCGGCAGAUAAUAUCGUCCGUCCCGCCAUCGACCUUCCCCGAAGACGAAUACAUGGAAGAUCUGGCAGCUGAAAUUAAUCAGAAGUUUGAAGAAGACCUGUGGGUGACACCAGAAAACAUGAUCGAGCGGUGGUACACGGAGCCUCCACUUCCCUCCGUGGAAACCGUUCAUCUGACAUUCCGGGAUGCUACCGCUGAUCACAAAGCAUUUGGCGCCCUUGAAAUUUGGGCGGAUGAGGAAGUGGAAUCUAUAAUAGAUGGAGCUGUCCUCGAUACCCUACUUCGGUUCCGCAUUCGUGCGAAUAAGAAGUACAGGCAUCCAUAUCGGCCAUCUCUCGAUUUCGACAUACUGCUUCCUAAGGCUGAGGGGGCGGAGUCGGAGCUCAUUAACAUCGACAACCUCGAUGAAUACUUAGUCCAGACCAUUCUCGCCCGUCUCGGAGACACAAAAGUCAUCAAGUACGUACGCAAUGACGACCAGAAUGGCGAAGCGCAGUUCUACGUCGAGAAUACGGAUCCCUGGGCGAGGACACUCCCGGAUUGGCUCUCACCCGCCCCGCCAACAUGGUGUAGAUACACCCCACCCGUCUCAUAUACGCGCGCCGCAUCUCGGACUGCUGCUGACGGAAUUCAGUACAAGGAAGUGCCUCUAUUAUACUUCGGUGGGACGGGCCGCGACAUUCUGCCAAGUAUCACAAUGCCUCCCCUCGUUGUAUCGCACGUAUACCUUCCUGUACAGCACCGCGAAGGUGACUACUGCCAUGCACUAGGUGAUGAGGUCGACCAUGUGGUCUCUGCCGACAGACUCGUCCCUCCGCUUACCGACGCACAGGCACGCAGCCUCCUCGGUCGUGCCAUUCAGUUCUCAACCGCACCGCUUCCCGAGCCGCGCGACGACAACAGGCCACAGAAGAAGCGCAAGAAGACCAGGCCCCUUUAUACCACCUUGCAGACAGUGGUGGUCUGGGGCUACGAUCCGGCUACCUCGCUACUCUCCUGUACCUCCCCAUUUGGACUGCGGAACACUGAUUUUGUGCUGGAUCUCCGCGUGGCGGACAGAGAGGUCAUCGCCGCCGAUAAGCAGGAAGACCCUUAUGGCGUAACCCGAAAGUUUGCGCAUUGGCUGGGCGUCGUGAGCAGCCCACAGGACCGGAAACUGAGAGAGGAACGGGCAAUGGGGACUGCCGCGAUUUCUGUGCAAGCACAAGACGAGAAUCCAGAAGAGGUGGCAGAUAUCCCAGAGGAGAAUGACGGCACCCUGAUUCCCAUCGAGGGGCUCGUGAUGCGUCUAAACAUAGACGAUACAACGCGCAUCUUCGAGGUCUUGGUCAAAGACCGCAUGCUUCUGGGCGAUGCCACCCUCGCGACGGUCCAUGGCGGCCUUGACUUUGACGUGACCGUCGACGGGCUCAAGCCCGGGAUCUGGCACAGCCUCGUGGACGACGAUGGGGAGGUCGAGCUGCUCUGGGCCCGGCCGGGACACGUCGACUACGAGGACCCCGAGCCCCUCGAGGAUGACCAAAUGAGCACUCCAUUCAGCAUGGAAGACGAUAGCAGGUGGGCAGAGCUCGGGGUGUAUGGCGUCGACUCGGGGAUCUCGGGUGCCAUAAUGCAGUCGGUAUUCGUGGAGGACGGCGUUCUAACCAGCGAUGAAGGCGGCACGCGCGAUGUCAUGGAUGUCCUCACCAAGCAGGCAUUUGAAGAGCUGGGUAGUGAAUUCAUUGCCGUCCCCGGCGGCAUUGUAUGGUCCGGACAAGACGGCACGUACGUUGUGAGAGGACACAAAGAUGACGACGGCUUGCUGGUUGCUAUCACCAUCAGGGUUGAGGAAGGCAGAGUCCCUCCUUUGAAUCUCAGGAUGCCCAAGAACUUGUAA
This is a messenger RNA of Postia placenta MAD-698-R-SB12, 2028 nucleotides long. RefSeq lists its product as hypothetical. Bases 1 to 2028 code for a protein of 675 amino acids. NCBI's taxonomy places the organism in Eukaryota, Fungi, Basidiomycota, Agaricomycetes, Polyporales, Adustoporiaceae. The transcript is spliced from 4 exons. The record is from RefSeq and is a predicted model, not a curated record.